AUGUCAGAUACCGGUGAACAUCAGCCACUGCUCCCAGCCUCCGAUAUCGAGGCUGUACCAUCAAGGAGGAACAGGCCUUCAACGUUAGCAGCUUGGCGCCAGAACACCGCUCAGUUCCUCGAGUCUCCUGGGCUGCACACGUUUGUCAUUACACUGAUUACAAUUGAUGUAGCCUGCGUCCUCGCCGAUCUGGGGUACAGCUUUCUGUCAAAUGGAUGUAUACCCCCGGAGGGUCCCGAAUCACCAGCUUGGCUGGAGGUCUUAGCCAACAUAUCCCUUGCUAUUAACACAUUCUUUUUGAUUGAAAUACCUCUGGCUUUAUGGUCCUUUGGAAUCAAAUUCUUCUUGCCGCUCUCUAACGUCCCUCACGCGUCCUUCCAUCUCUUUGAUGCUAUCAUCAUCAUUACGACCGUCGUCCUUGAGUUCGUUCUCAAGGGUAAGGAGCGUGAACUCGUGGGUCUACUCAUCACACUGCGUAUGUGGCGGCUUGUCAAGCUUGUCGGGGGUAUUGCCGUCGGCGCUGGUGAAGUGGAGGAAGAAGUCCUCAAAGAACUCGACGAAACAAAAAGAAAAUUGGAGGGCACAUCAGCUGCACUCGCAAAAGCCCGGGAAGAGAACCGGAAACUGAGGGCCCGUGUGCUCUGGCUCGAGACGGGAGGAUCCGAGGGUACGCCCGACCUGUGA
Messenger RNA from Pisolithus orientalis, 684 nucleotides. RefSeq lists its product as uncharacterized. The coding region runs from base 1 to 684 and encodes 227 amino acids. Gene Ontology annotation, cellular component: plasma membrane. NCBI's taxonomy places the organism in Eukaryota, Fungi, Basidiomycota, Agaricomycetes, Boletales, Pisolithaceae. Gene Ontology annotation, molecular function: voltage-gated proton channel activity. The transcript is spliced from 3 exons. Gene Ontology annotation, biological process: proton transmembrane transport. The record is from RefSeq and is a predicted model, not a curated record.